AUGAAAACAUCUGGAUCUCAAAUAUCCUCUCAAGCCAAUUCAAGCUCUUUGGGGGUAUCAGAGCUACCACCAAAGAAACGUGGAACGGACAAGGGGAAGGCAACCGGUAUUCUUGAUGAUGAGCCAACAGAAAAAAAUGAAUUAAAUAUAGAUUUAAACUCCACUGAAAUAUCACCAUCUCCCUUAGAUAACCCAAAAAUUGCACCAAAAAAUGAUGAGGAAGCUUUACUUGAUGAGCAAGUAUCACCAAAAACAAACGCUAAACAACCAAAUAGCCAACAGUCUCAUUUAGAAAACAAUUUUCAUUCAAACCUUACCAAAGUUUCUACAAAAGGAGAAUCAUCUAUUAAUCAUCCCCAAGAUCCACCUUCACCACCAUCUCCUCCACCAUCCCUUCCACCUCGAAAUCCUAUCGUUUGCAAGUUCUGCGGCCAAAAAUUCUCAACUACACAAGCCCUUGGUGGUCACCAGAAUGCACACAAGCAUGAACGAGAGAUGCAACGCGCAGCAAAAGCUGCACAAGAUUAUGCAACAAGUCCUUAUAUUUACCAAUCUCCAACCAUAAUUAGGGCACCUUCACCUCAAGGAUCCUAUUAUGCACAACAUCAACAACUUCAAUAUCCUUCUUAUUACCAUGGAUUAGCUCCUAAAGGAUGGCAUCAACACCCAAUAAGACCAUUUUACAAUAAUAACCCCCUAGGAAUCAACUUUGUUCAAUCUCAACCAAGUCUUACUCAUAACGUAGGAGGGUUUUUUGGACAUCCUUCUUUAAGGCCAAUGAAUCUUGCAUAUGACCCUGGCUGGCCGAGGCCGCUUUUUGUGACAACAAAUGGCUCAAGUUCCAUGAACUAUAAUCCUUUUGCAGCUUCUAACAUGUCAAAUUUGACACAUGUUUGGUCUGUGAACAAUAACCAAUCCUCGGAAUCACUACACCCUAAUGAAUCUAAAACAGUUGAUCUUACCCUUAGGCUUUGA
Molecule: messenger RNA, 975 nt
Organism: Amaranthus tricolor (Joseph's coat)
Lineage: Eukaryota; Viridiplantae; Streptophyta; Magnoliopsida; Caryophyllales; Amaranthaceae
Exons: 1
Coding region: 1-975 (324 amino acids)
Biological process (GO): negative regulation of abscisic acid-activated signaling pathway
Source: RefSeq, a predicted model, not a curated record